Molecule: messenger RNA, 883 nt
Organism: Arabidopsis lyrata subsp. lyrata
Lineage: Eukaryota; Viridiplantae; Streptophyta; Magnoliopsida; Brassicales; Brassicaceae
Product: RNA polymerase II transcription factor B subunit 5
Exons: 3
Coding region: 408-623 (71 amino acids)
Biological process (GO): transcription initiation at RNA polymerase II promoter; nucleotide-excision repair, preincision complex assembly; transcription by RNA polymerase II
Cellular component (GO): transcription factor TFIIH core complex; transcription factor TFIIH holo complex
Source: RefSeq, a predicted model, not a curated record
UGUGUAUUUAUUUCUUUCUUAGAAACAUGUUCAGAUCCUGAGUUAACUGUUUUUAAUGUUAUGUCUUGAUCAUUAUUUGUUCAAGCAAUCAAGCUCGUAAGCUACUGUGGUUACAGAUGCAAUGAAACUGAAUAAUUUCAAAUGUAAGAAAAACAUGUGAAUUUGACUUAAAAAAAAAAGCGAGAAACCUUUUUUGAGUGAUGUAAUAAACGAGGAUGUCCAAAAAACUCGAGAACUUUAGAACCUUCUGUUUCUGUUUCAGUUUCAGUUUCAGUUUUGUAAUUAGGUUAUCUGAUAGAGCUAAUUCUUCUCCUUCACUGUGACAAUCGUCGUUAUCAAGGUGAUUUCUUUCUCUCUUUCUCUGCCCCAAUCUUCUUCGUGUGGUUUCACAGGUUUUACAUCUUUCAAUGGUUAAUGCAAUCAAAGGAGUGUUCAUCUCUUGCGAUAUUCCGAUGACACAAUUCAUAGUGAACAUGAACAAUUCGAUGCCUCCGUCUCAGAAAUUCAUAAUUCAUGUGCUUGAUAGUACUCACUUGUUUGUGCAGCCACAUGUUGAGCAGAUGAUUCGCAGUGCCAUUUCUGAUUUUAGAGAUCAAAACUCUUACGAGAAGCCCACUUCUUAGAUCAAUCACAUCACACUCGCAUGCUUCUUCUUUGUCAUUCAUUUGAUUCAAAAAUGAGUUAAUCAUACUCUCGGACUCAUUUUUUUAGAGUUACAGUGAACUUUGUUGAGAAAUAAUCUCUUUGUACCGGGUUUAGUUCACUCGGUUUUCUAAACUAUGCUUGUUGUGUUUAUUACUUUCUUUUGUUAUUGUAAUAAGAUCUCAACUGUCAAUUACUUGAGUGAGAUAAACAGUUUAAGGAAUGUUCAAAUUUGUUUUUA